AUUGGGAACUUUUAUCAGCGGGAAAAGCUUUGCCUCAAAGGGUUUAUUUCCCACCUGGUCACUCUGAGAGAAACCUUUGGAGGAGCAGCGAGUGGGGAUUUUUGGCCGUUUUCCCAGGUGUGUCGGCGUUUCCAUGGAUUUGCCAGCAGAUGGCGAAGCGAUCCCGCUUCGGGAUCCCGCGGGUCGGGAAUGCGGGCACGGAGAGGCUCUGGAAUGUGGGAUGCGGGCACUGCAGCUCCGACCGGAGCCACCAUAAACCCCGGGGGUUGGACGUUGCGGAGGCAGCGGCGAGACCGGGGAACUGCUGCAGCUGGGACGGGAACUCCAAGCUCAGGUUGUUUGUGCCUCAGUUUCCCUGAGCUCUGCUCCUGAUCCACCCAAGGAAGAUCUGUGCUGGCAGUUGGAUUACAGGAGUUAUGGUGAAGGAAUUGCCAAAAUAAAGCAGCUCCAAAAAAAUGUGUUUGUGCCUCAGUUUCCCUGAGCUUUGCUCCUGAUCUACCCUGGCUGCAAAAUCCAAGGAAGAUCUGUGCUGACAGUUGGAUUACAGAAGUUCUGGUGAAGGAAUUGCCAAAAUAAAGCAAAUCUCUCCCUUGCUGGCUGCAUAAAGGACUUCAAACGAUGUGAUCUUCAACCUUUUAUCAUUCCUGGACCUUCUCAUGGCACAGCCUCAGGGAAAUCUUUGCAUCUGAAAAAAUCUUUGUGGGAAGAACAGGAAUAUUUGUUCUGGGUGGUGGGGAACUGGUAGAGAUUUGCAGUGUCCAAGUACAUCAAGAUCCCCUCCUGAAGUGCUGGUAGGACACAGAGAACCUCUGGGUUUCUGGGAUUUUUAACCAACAGCCCACCCUGUAAAGAAAUCAGCCCCCCCUGGAGCCACCCUCUGAUGGGAGCUGAGGGAAAAUAGGGAAGAGCCUGGGAAAUCAGGCAGGAUUCUGAUUAUCCUCGUGUGUGAUGCCGAGUGCUUAUUCCAAGCCACAUAUUUUUUAGCUCUACCACCCGUUCCCCCGUGCAGCUUUACAAACUUCCCAGAAAAAUGGUGAUUUCUCCGAGAUAAUGAAGGGGAGGGACAGAGCAGGGCUGAGGGGAGGGAGCAGGGAAUGGGCACUGAUUUAAAUCUGCCUGGCACACGGGCCAGCUCCACUUAUCAGGGAGUCUAAUAGGAAUGUGAAGAGAAUAGGCUUGACAGCUCAUUAGAAUGUGAUCCCUCCUCUUUUUUUUUUUUUUUCUUCCCUUUUCUUUUUUCUUUUGCUUUUCUUGAAGUUGAUGGAAACUCCUUCGGGACAGAAGGACUUCUCUGCCGAGGUAAGGCAGGAGCUGAGGAGGGUUUUGCCAACGUGCAGCUGGGGAAAGGAGCAGCGGGAAAAACCAGACCCUCCGAGGUACCUGAAAUCCUGCCCGGUGUGAGGGGAGAUGAGGAUGCAAAAGCCACGAGGUUCUGCACCCUGACAGCUGCUGCUCAUCCUCAGAGAAAAGGGAAAGCUCCCUCAGCUAGAGAGGGAGACAAACCACACUUGGGGAAACUCUCCCUGUUCCCGGCGGAGCUGGGGACGCUCUCGGAUUCUUUGUUUCUCCUCGUUUUAAGUUUAAUGGUGUGAGAAGUCUCUCUUCCCCCGACAAGGCUGUGAUGCUUCCAGCCCCUCCAGAGGAGCACUGGCUGUAGCAACCUUGGAUUACAGUUCCCCAGCAUCCUGGAAGGGAAGGAUGAGGACUUGUCACUGAGGAAAGGGGGAAGGAUCAGCCCAGAGGGAACGGAUGGAACGCAUCCAAACCUGCUCUGAACCCAACACGAGGCUUCAAAUGACAGCAAGUGAACCCUCCUGGUGAAGAGGAACAACCAGAGCCCCCCUGAUGAGUUCGUGUUGUCAGCUCUGGCCUGAGCAACUGUUGCCCAGAGCAGUUUGACUUCUCAUAGCUGAGUGCAUUUAAAACAAGUCUGAAGACUUAUUUGAGGGGGGUAGAAGGGAGAGCAACACUUCAAGGUGGGUGGCAGGACUUUUCAGGGCCUCUUGUAUUUAUGUAAAGCUCCCAGAGGCUGAAUGGACUUACCUCCUUCUCCGAGUGAAUCCAGAUUUUAAACAAGUUGAUCUGUACCGUUUCCAUGUGUCCUGCUUGAGCAGAGACCUCUCAGCAACCAGCACAUCCAUCUCGCUGCCCAUCUGACAUUGCACAGCCCAGAGGAUCUUCUUUAGCACUUCUGACCCUGCUGCUUUUUAUUUUUGGAGAGAGGACUCUGUUCCUUUAUUGGUGGUGAAGGUUUUCUUUUUUUUUUUUUGUGCUUGGACUUGGCCCCUCCCUCCCUUUCCAAAAUGAAGGGGUGCACCUGGGUGUUUGUGGCAACUUUACUGUGUCAGCAGUUUUGCCUCUUCAGGGUUUCAGCAGCAAAGAGAGAGAGGAAGGUGAAGAAAGAACCAAAUCAGUACACAGAGCCCUUCAACACCACCCUGUCCAACAGUGAGGAGCUGCACGGGCAUCCCAAGGUCCUGGAGUCUGCAGACCCCCGGAUCACAGACCCCCGGCGCACCUGGAUCUCCUUCGUGCACCGCCCGGACGACGGGAACACCUCCAAGAGGAGAUGCAAAGGGAAGGACAAGAAACUGCGUGGCCUCGUUGGGCCCCCGGGACCUCCUGGGCCUCAGGGACCUCCGGGAGCCCCUGGAGCUGAAGUGACCCGGGAAGUCCUUCUGCAGGAGUUUAAGGAGAUCUUAAAAGAAGCCAUCGAACGUCGAGCAGCCCUGGCUGUCUCAGCCCAUCCCAGCCAGCUGCCUCCACUCCUGCUCUCCCUGGAGGAGGUUUCAUCCCACAGGCGUGUGGAGGAGGCUUUCCACUGCAAGCUGAAGGGGCAGGUCACCGUGGAUAAGAAGACCCUGGUGGAACUUCAGAAUUUCCAGUCGCCUCUGGCCAAAGGAGCUUUCCUGCGAGGGACAGGGCUGAACUUGGCCACGGGACGGUUCACGGCGCCCGUCUCAGGCAUCUACCAGUUCUCAGCCAACAUCCACGUGGACCACAGUGAGCUGAAGAGCAAAGUGCAGCUCCGAGCCAGGGACAACGUCCGGGUGUUGAUCUGCAUCGAGUCCCUGUGCCACAGAUACACGUGA
Messenger RNA from Lepidothrix coronata (blue-crowned manakin), 3092 nucleotides. RefSeq names its product family with sequence similarity 132 member A (gene C1QTNF12). The transcript is spliced from 8 exons. Gene Ontology annotation, molecular function: hormone activity. NCBI's taxonomy places the organism in Eukaryota, Metazoa, Chordata, Aves, Passeriformes, Pipridae. Gene Ontology annotation, biological process: positive regulation of D-glucose import across plasma membrane; negative regulation of gluconeogenesis; positive regulation of insulin receptor signaling pathway. The record is from RefSeq and is a predicted model, not a curated record. The coding region runs from base 2304 to 3092 and encodes 262 amino acids.